Molecule: messenger RNA, 4021 nt
Organism: Olea europaea var. sylvestris
Lineage: Eukaryota; Viridiplantae; Streptophyta; Magnoliopsida; Lamiales; Oleaceae
Exons: 3
Coding region: 351-3500 (1049 amino acids)
Cellular component (GO): intracellular membrane-bounded organelle
Source: RefSeq, a predicted model, not a curated record
GUGUUAAUUCCGCGAUUAUCCAUACUUGCACUGUAGCGGCUCAUAAAUGAUUUGGUUGGCUAUCACUCUCAUCAUUACCAUUGGAUCAUUAUACUUUCUUGACUUCAAUUCCACUCUUCACGUUCAAAACACUUCCUUCUCUGUACGCUCGUAAAGAUCUACUCAAUCUUCAAAAAAGUUCAACUUCAUAGAGUUCGUGAACUCUUACUGUUUACAAGAAUACUUGAAAAGCCAAAUCUCAGGAGGUAAGCGUUAAAAACUGCAAAUUUACCUACCCAUUAGUCAAAAUCAUUUCUGGGGCGUUCUCGAUUCAAUUUUAGUAAGCGGGUAGUUGAGUAAUCUUCGAAAUCAUGUCAUGUAAUAAUGCUUUUCUGUGCAUUUUUGUGAUAUUAAUGUCACUUUGUAUUGGUUCCGAUUCUACACUUGGGAAUAAGCAUACGGUGAGCUACAAGUAUGAUAGAAUCGAUGAGGUAAAUAAAAAAUGUGCCUUUGUUUUGAAAUCUGCUUCUGAUCUGAAACCUGAUGAUAGUGGGAUGAAUGACAUUACAGAGGAACUAUCUUUUUUGAAUGGAGAUUGGUGGCAAGAAUUGAAUGGAGAAGGGGCUCCAUUGAUGCCAUUUGAUGAUAGAGAUCUUUCUAAGGGCUCAACGAAUCUCGAAUCACCAUUGAAUUUGGUUUCCUUUUGGGUUACUGAUGUUAGUCGAAGUCAUCGGUCUUGGAACUCCGUUUUCGUUAGUGGGUUUUUGCAAAUGGGCAUAACCCUCGAGGGUUUAUUUGCAGAAAAACCUUAUGAGAGAAUUCCUCGAUUCGACAUAUGGCCAGGUCAUUCUCAGCUCUCUGUUAAAUUCCAAGGAAUUUAUGCUGAAUGGGAGAAAAAUUAUGGGGAGAGAGUGAUGUGUUUGUUGGGGAGUACGGUGUUGCCUUCUCGUCAGCCUGAUUCAGCUAAUCCGUGGGGGUGGUUGAAAGAAUCUGGUUAUACUAAUCAACCACUUCUUACACAAGAUGAUCAGAUUUUGCUCGUGCUUUAUUAUCCUAGAAAAUUAACCUUGACGAGAAGAGCUAUCUGGGGAAGCAUGAAAAGUUUGAAUCCCAAGUCAAACCUAAAGUACUUUGAUGAAGUCCAUAUGUCUUCUUGGUUGGGCACUUCUGUAAACUAUGAAUUUGGCUCAGAAAAUGUUGUGUCAAAAGCUUGUGAUCCAUAUCCAUUCAAAGAUAGCUCGAUGAAUGGUGAAAUAGAUAUAUAUAAAGGGCUUGAUUUUUGUGUAAUACUUGAGAGAUUUACUCGCCAAGAAGCAUUAACUAUUGUGCCAAACUGGAAGUGCAAUGGCACAGAAGAAUUUUGCAGUAAGUUGGGUCCAUUUGCAUCGGAUAAGGAGAUUAAUGCCACAGACGGUAGCUUCAAAAAUGUCAAGCUUGUUCUUCAGGAUGUCCGCUGUGAGAAAACAACACUACAGGACACUCAUGAUUUUACAAGGGUGUCUUCGGUAUUUAGAGUUGUUCUUCCUUCUGAGAAUCAGUUCACUGCUGCACAGAGGACUGGGCUUAAUAAGAUGACUCUUUCUGCUGAGGGAAUUUGGAAACCUUGGAGUGGACAGCUUUGCAUGGUUGGUUGCUCUUGGAUUGUGGCUGCAGAUGGCACUGGCUGUAGUUCUCGCAUCUGCUUAUACAUCCCUCUCUCAUUUUCAAUAAAACAGCGGAACAUACUUAUGGGUACUUUUUCUAGCUUAAAAGGCAAUACCAGUUCAUAUUUCCCUUUAGCAUUUGAGAAGCCAGUCCGUCCUUCAGAAUUGUGGGAUCAGUACACUGCUUCUCGUCCAUUCUACAAGUACUCAAAAAUUGAUGCUGCUGGUGCAGUCCUUGAGAAAAACGAGCCCUUUAGCAUUGGGACUGUAAUCAAGAAAUCAGUAUUGAAAUUCCCCAAAGUAGAUUACAUGGAGCAGUAUACUUCUAGUCUUUCUCUUCUCUCUGAAGAUCUCACUCUUCACAUAUCUGCAGUGCCAGAUCCAUAUCCUAAUUCUGUUCUCCCGAAAACAUACGUGGAAAUGGAAAUUUUGUCAGUGGGCCCUUUGUUCGGGCGCUACUGGUCUUCGGAAAAUGGUUCAUCCUUUCAGAAUGAAAUUUCUCAGCCAGAUACAACGGAAUAUACAGAAAAACAGCUCCUUUUGAAUGUAUCUGCUCAACUUAAUCUUGCAGAAAAAGAGUACAGCAAUAUCUCUGCACUUUUUGUAGAGGGGAUUUACGAUCCUCGUGUUGGAAAGAUGUAUCUUAUUGGUUGCAGAGAUGUUCGAGCCUCAUGGAAGAUCCUAUAUGAAAGUAUGGACCUUGAAGCUGGGUUGGAUUGUUUAGUUGAACUGGUGAUCUCAUAUCCUCCGACUACAGCCCGUUGGUUAGUCAAUCCAACCGCAAGAAUUUCAAUAUCCAGCCAACGGAAUGAAGAUGAUCCACUCUAUUUUGCCCCGUUAAAGCUGCAAACAUUCCCCAUUAUGUAUAGGAAGCAACGUGAAGACAUUCUUUCUCGCAGAGGUGUGGAAGGGAUUCUCCGCAUCUUGACACUUACCAUGGCAAUUUCUUGCAUUUUCAGCCAACUUUUGUACAUCCGAGAUAAUAUGGACCCUGUUCCUUAUAUAUCUCUUGUGAUGCUUGGAGUACAAGCUAUUGGGUACAGCCUUCCUCUGAUUACUGGUGCAGAAGCUCUUUUCAAAAAGGCUGAUGCGGAAAUUCAUGACCUCCAGAACAGUCGGGUGAUUCGUUUGGUGGACUAUGCAGUGAAGAUUCUAGUGUUGGUUGCCUUUUCAUUAACUUUGAGGCUUUGUCAGAAGGUGUGGAAGUCCCGCAUCAGAUUGCUAACACGAACCCCUCUCGAGUCUCAUCGUGUUCCAAGUGACAAGCGAGUAUUUCUUGCUACCUUGAUCAUACACUUCAUUGGAUUUAUCCUUGUUCUCAUUCUCCAUUAUGUGAACACAAGUCAUAAGCCUCUUCAGACAGACCGUUUCAUCGAUUCCACUGGAUACUCUUAUACUAUACGAGAAUGGGAAGUUGUACUGGAAGAGUAUAUGGGUCUUGUUCAAGACUUUUUUCUACUCCCUCAAAUAAUUGGUAACCUAGUGUGGACGAUCCAGUGUAUACCACUCAGGAAAUUAUACUAUAUUGGGAUAACUUCAGUUAGACUUCUUCCUCACAUAUACGAUUAUAUGAGGUCGCCCUUCCCUAACCCUUACUUCUCACAAGAGUAUGAGUUUGCAAGCCCUCGUUUGGAUUUCUACUCCAAGUUUGGAGACAUUGCUAUACCAGUAAUGGCGGUUUUUCUAGCAUUUGUGGUUUAUGCUCAGCAGAGGUGGAGCUCCGAUGAGCUCAGUCAAACUCUUACGUUGGGCCGAGCUAAAUUUCUACCACUGGGUUCCAAAGGAUACGAGAGAUUGCCAACUAUGUCAAUUGAAGCUGAGCUUACUUCGGCAGUCAAUAGAGAUGCCUCUCUUGAGGAAGAGGAUAAUGAAGAAUGAUUGAGAUUGCACUCGACUUCUCUAGCAGUGGCCAAACAUCCACGACUUCGAUGUUGGUGCAUAUGAUUCAGAAGUUGACAGGGAAUGAUUCAUAAGUUGACAAAUUUGCGUGUUUUUGCAUUUUCCUUAUAUGAAGCAAGAUCACCUAUAGUAGAAAGGUGAUGGACAUGACUAGCGGCUGCACCAGGAGCUAUCAAUGUAGUUAUGUUUCAUAUCACCAAACUUGGUUCCACCAAAACAUUUUCGAUCCACCCUUUAUCCUCUGGCCCAAGUGAACCUCGAAGUUGGGAACAAUGGACGUGUUGAUAGAUUGGUUCGUAGUACAUGUCUUCUAAUUAAAUUAAUUUGCAAUGUAUGCUAGAUUAGUUCGCUAAUGUAUCCACCUUGUAACCUUUCUUUAUAUCAAUGAGUAGUUUAUGUUUUUAUUCCACUUGGCUCGCUGAAGAAUGUAAUAAAAAAAAUUAAACAAGCAUUCAACUUUAUUGAACUCGCAUGUCAUUGAUAAUACUUUCUUAAGUACA